AGUGAUAAACUCUGCUGUGAGCCCUCCUGUAUGCUUCAGUCAGGAAGAUUGGGGAGUGUAGUUGUGCAUGAGAUUGGAAAAAGCAAGUGUGUCGAAACAAGCAGGCACAGAGCAGGCAGGACCCACCACGCAGCCCAGACACGGAGGUGUGUGUGCUUGUGGUUUCAUACUUGGCUGUUGACUUAGGGGCUUCUGAGUUGAGUGUGCAAGUGGCUACAUCGACAAGAAAACAGCAAUAGCUGUCUCCACCAAGUCCUUCUCCUUCUUUGUAGCUUGCUUAAAGGUGUCUGUGGGAAAACAUUGUUUUUUUCUUCCUUGAAAGAAAACAAAGCUGAAAGAAGGGCAAAGGUCAAGACAACUGGAGUGACCAUAACUUCUAACUCCCCAAGGACUUUUUUUUCCAUCCACCUUCAGGAGCAGACGACUACACUCACUAGAGAAACUCCAGCUCAUCACAACUGUCACCACAGCCUCUGAGCCAGAGAAAGAACAAGAGAAUCUGGGGAAGCCACCAUUCCAGCCCCCUCCUUCCCUUUUUCUUGGCUCCUGGCCCCUCCUCUACAGGCGCCCCAUGGUACCCUCCACCCCCAGUGGGGCAGGAAGCGUGAAAAAUCUCACUAAUGGGUUUAUUUGCUGUCAGACCAGCCGUGAUCUGUCACUCCCUAGGACUGCUCUACUUGACACUCCUUAGAGUUGAGUGAGCUUUUCAGCUUAGUGUGAACUUUACUUUUGCUACCUACUGAGACCAUCAUCACCUCUAGCCUUCCUCCCUAAGAAGGGAGUCCUUGAGUUGAAGUGCCUGUCCCUUUAACCAUUUUGCUCCACUGAAUCCAAGCAUUGUUGGGGAAACUUAAGUUGUCCCCAACAGAGGGUUGUGUGCGCUCCAAAGCGAGGCUUGUUUGAAGGAUCUGAAGACUACUUUUACGAGAUUUUGACUGGAGAACCAAAGAUGCGCCUUUGGCUGCUAGCCGCCUUGGCAGCUCUGCUUUGGAGUCAGUGCACACUCCUGGAAGGGGCUGAGGCCAAAAAAGCGCGCAAAAGGCCAAAAGAGAUGCCCCCGCAGCACACAGAGGUGUUCAACACAACACUUUCCAACAGCGAGGAGGAGGAUGAGAGCACAAAGGUCACAGAGAGCCAAAGAGUAGACCCACAUGGAUCAUGGAUGGAUUUUGUAAAGAGGCCUGUUGGCAACCCAGCAAAAUGCCGGAGAAGGAAGCGACCUCUGCCGGGACCUCAGGGACCUCCUGGCCCUCCAGGACCUCAGGGUCCACCAGGGGCCCCUGGUGCAGAGGUCACUCAAGAGGUUUUGUUGAAGGAAUUUAAAGAAAUGAUCAAAGAAGCCACAGAGAGAAGAUCGAUGGUGGACAAGGUAAGCGGGCAGAGCCAGCUGCCUACAACUCUGCUGGCACUGGAAGGUGUGGCGUCAUACAGGAGGAUCGAAGAAGCCUUCCACUGUAAGCUCAGAGGUCCUGUCGUGGUAGAGAAGAAGACACUGACUGAGCUGCAGAACUUCCAGACACCUCCUGCCAAAGGUGCCUUUCUCAGAGGAACAGGGAUGGAUCAGUCCACUGGUCGAUUUACAGCACCCAUCACCGGAAUUUAUCAGUUCUCUGCCAACGUCCAUAUUGACCACAGUGAGGUGAAAAGGAGUAAAAACCAACUCAGGGCUCGAGACAACGUGAGAGUCCUAAUCUGCAUUGAGUCUCUCUGCCAUCGAUACACUUCUUUGGAGAUGAUCGUUGGUUUGGAGAGCAACAGCAAGAUAUUCACGGUGUACGUUCACGGAUUGCUGGAGCUCCAGGCUGGUCAGUACACUUCUAUAUUCGUGGAUAACGCAGCAGGAGCUUCAAUCACGAUACAGAACGGCUCGGAUUUUAUGGGCAUGCUGUUGGGGGUAUAGCCGCCAUUCCCUUUUUCCUCCCGUCUGAGACUGCUUCCUUUUGGACUGCCAUCCAACACUGAAUCACAUAGUGGACAGCCAGAGGCAGCUAAUUGCUCUGCAAACGCUUCAGUAUGACACGACUGAACCACUGACUGUGGCACAUCUGUUUUUACGCCGCCGGUAAAAGACAGUCGGAUGCAAUUCUUAUCACAGCUUGGAAUGAAAAGACAAUGUGGAUCUUUAAUUCAGCUGUAGGCAUGCAAAAAAAAGUAUUUUCAUAUGUGGCAAAAUAACUUUUUUUUGUUUUUUAUCUGAGUUUUAAGUAUAUGAUAUUGAACAGAAUUUAUUUUGUGAUACUUAUAUAAUCUACAGUAGAUGUAUAAUGAGAUAUAUGAUAAGAUAAACAUUGCUUUGGAAUGAAAAAUGACUAUGAAAUGGAUUAAUUAUUUGAGUAAAUCGACGGCUAUGGUGUAGCAGACGAGGUAUUUUUCUCAAAAAGGCGCUGAGUAUGGACUCACUGAACCCGACAGAACCUCCUGUUGGCGUUCCCAUUUCUAAUGUACACACCUCCUGCUUUGUUGACUCCUAACGAUCACACAAUAGAUAACGCAACCAUAACAACCUGCACUCGGAAAGCGCAUCACGAUUGCUUCGUAAUGAACAUGUUCUCCAGCUUGUGAAAGGGCAGAACCUCGAGGCGAUCAAGCUCACCAUAAAAAGCAAUGAUUCUGACUGUGUUUAUUCAUCAUUCCCUGCUUUAAAAACUUCCAGAUUUGAGCUAGGAUCCCUGGAAUGUAUGUGGGCACAUUUCAACCGGUGUCACCAUGACAAAUUAGACACAUUAGAGAGAUUCCUCUUGAACACUUUUCUUGUAUUCCCGUAUGUCACGACCACGUCAAAAACAACAAGCCUUCUUCAUUGUUUUUUUUCCUUCCUGCUCGCUGCGUGCAAGCUGAAUUCAUUUAUUUCAUAACAGACAAAUAUAUGAGUUAAAUACAAUUGUUUAAAGUAUUUAUGUGAGUAUUAGGAUAUCAAUAUGAGAGCGAUAAUAAAUAAUGUGAAUAAAACACCGUUUGUAAGCAGAUUUACUCGUCAGGGGGUUGUACUGUACUAUAGCAUGGAGCUUGAACAUUUUUAAUUUUCAAUAAAUGGAAGUAAUAUUUGUU
This is a messenger RNA of Tachysurus fulvidraco (yellow catfish), 3048 nucleotides long. RefSeq names its product C1q and TNF related 12 (gene c1qtnf12). Lineage: Eukaryota; Metazoa; Chordata; Actinopteri; Siluriformes; Bagridae. Bases 950 to 1900 code for a protein of 316 amino acids. The transcript has 8 exons. The record is from RefSeq and is a predicted model, not a curated record. Gene Ontology annotation, molecular function: hormone activity.